AUGCCUUGUUAUGUGGUCACCGGUGCGGAUCGAGGCAUAGGGUACGAGUUUGUGCGUAAACUCUCAAAAGACCCGGCCAAUGUCGUUGUCUCUUUGGUGCUUGCGAAGGAAGCGACAGAAGCGAGACUUAAGGAGCAUAAUAUCAAAAACGUGCAUGUCAUCGAAGCCGACGUUACUGAUCGAAGCGCUCUCCUAGUGUGUGGAUUCCCCUCUGUGCACGAAGCAAGGCGAGACAGGACUAAUGACAUUCAGAAAGCAGCCGAAGAAACUGAAAAGAUCACUGGCGGAAAAGGCGUGGACAUUUUUAUAAAUAACGCUGGUUUAGUAGCAAAGCCCACAGCCUUUCGCACUCUGGAAGACUACUAUGACAUGGUCGACGUGUUUGACAAGGACUUGUACGAAUGCUUCAGCAUCAACGCGGUCGGGACAAUCAACGCAACUGCGGCAUUCAUUCCCCUGAUACGAAAAGGGACUGUCAAGAAGGUGAUUGCACUGACAAGCGGCAUGGGCGACGUCGACUUUACCAACGAACUCGACAUGGACAUGGCUGUGCCGUAUUCAAUAAGCAAAGCUGCCAUGAACAUGGUUAUGGCCAAGUUCAGCGCCUCGUACAAGAAAGAAGGCAUCCUGUUCAUGGCGGUCAGUCCCGGUGCUGUUGACUCGGAAGACGACGGUCGCGGAUCCAACGCACCCGUCCAGGACAUCGAGGGGGACUUGUCACAAAGUCUCUAUCCCGUGCGGCCGUGGCAUAAACUUGCGAGCGUUCCAGAGCUGCAAAAGCGCAUGGAGCAGGGCUUGAAGUUUCACCAGUACGAACCGUCUUAUACGAAGCCGUUGAAUACGCAAGAGUCUGUGGACUGCCUCCUGAGGGUUCUGAGCGAGAAGAGUAUCGAGAAUGGAGACGCCGGAGCAUGUAUUUCACAUCUGGGCACGAGGAGAUGGCUUUAG
This is a messenger RNA of Fonsecaea nubica, 948 nucleotides long. RefSeq lists its product as hypothetical. Bases 1 to 948 code for a protein of 315 amino acids. The transcript has 4 exons. Lineage: Eukaryota; Fungi; Ascomycota; Eurotiomycetes; Chaetothyriales; Herpotrichiellaceae. The record is from RefSeq and is a predicted model, not a curated record. Gene Ontology annotation, molecular function: oxidoreductase activity, acting on the CH-OH group of donors, NAD or NADP as acceptor.